Hypoxylon fragiforme is the source of this 481-nucleotide messenger RNA. Its product is annotated as regulatory subunit of cyclin-dependent kinase. The coding region runs from base 108 to 455 and encodes 115 amino acids. The transcript has 4 exons. Gene Ontology annotation, cellular component: SCF ubiquitin ligase complex; cyclin-dependent protein kinase holoenzyme complex. The record is from RefSeq and is a predicted model, not a curated record. Gene Ontology annotation, biological process: regulation of mitotic cell cycle. Gene Ontology annotation, molecular function: ubiquitin binding; histone binding; cyclin-dependent protein serine/threonine kinase activator activity. NCBI's taxonomy places the organism in Eukaryota, Fungi, Ascomycota, Sordariomycetes, Xylariales, Hypoxylaceae.
AGACUCGAUCGACGCCUUUUUCGAGACUUUAUCCAAGCCCCAAUUGUUCAUCUUGCCACCAUACUAUUCGACCUCUGAAACAAAACCUAACUGCGCGAUCUGCCAUCAUGCCUAUGAAUAUUGAUGUCACUCGGCGCAACAAGGUGCCUCGUCCUCUGAGUGACGAAGAACGAGCACGGCUUGAGGAAUACAUCGACUUGAUCCACUACUCUGCCCGUUACUCGGACAGCGAAUACGAAUACCGUCACGUUCAGCUACCAAAGGCCAUGCUUAAGGCUAUCCCCAAAGACUAUCAUGAUUAUUCCAAGGGCACACUUAAGCUUCUAUGGGAGGACGAAUGGCGCGCGAUCGGCAUCACUCAGAGUUUAGGAUGGGAGCACUACGAAGUCCAUGAACCAGAGCCGCAUAUCCUAUUAUUCAAGCGACCUCUCAACUACCAGGCACCUCAACAGUGAUCCACAGGCAAACCUGGACAAACCUA